AUGUCCCUUCGAUCUUCUGUCAACUUGCGAAUCGUAAAACCAAACAGACUUAUCAAGCCUACUAUUGUCUCUCGAUCUAUUAUUACUUGUUCUAGACCACUUAUCCAACCUACCCAUAUCAAGCAAUACAGAAUGGCAUCAAUCCUUUCAGCCACAGCCAAAGCUGCCCACUCAGCAGUAGCCAACCUCGCUUCUGCUUCUCCUAUCAAAGCUGGAGAUGCAGUUCCAGAUGUCGAAGUCAGAGUCAACGAUCUUGAGGACAGAGUCAACUUUUCAAAGUUACAAGGUAAAAACGUAUUGGUUCUUGUACCAGGAGCCUUCUCUCCUACCUGUUCUUCACAAGUUCCAGGAUAUCUCGAUCAGUACUCAACUUUCCAAUCAAAGGGAGUCAAGGAUAUCUACGUAGUUUCAGUCAACGAUAUGUUCGUUAUGAACGCUUGGAAAGAGAAAUUAUCAGGUGGUAAAGACGUUGUCAAGUUUGCCGCUGAUGACGAAGGUAAACUCGCUUCUGCCCUUGGACUCGUCUUGGACGCUCAAGCGAUCUUCGGUGGUCCAAGACUCAAGAGAGGUGCCGUCGUUUUCGAAGAUGGUAAAAUAACUCAUGUAGCAGUUGAACCUUCUCCAGCUGAAGUCACCGUCUCUCACGCUGAUGAGAUCCUCAAAACCUUAUAA
Kwoniella shivajii is the source of this 672-nucleotide messenger RNA. RefSeq lists its product as uncharacterized. Gene Ontology annotation, cellular component: peroxisome; cytoplasm; mitochondrion. The transcript is spliced from 6 exons. The record is from RefSeq and is a predicted model, not a curated record. Gene Ontology annotation, molecular function: thioredoxin peroxidase activity. The coding region runs from base 1 to 672 and encodes 223 amino acids. NCBI's taxonomy places the organism in Eukaryota, Fungi, Basidiomycota, Tremellomycetes, Tremellales, Cryptococcaceae. Gene Ontology annotation, biological process: cellular response to oxidative stress; hydrogen peroxide catabolic process; cell redox homeostasis.